UUCUUUUUCUGUCUAAAACCCUAAAACCCCUUUUUGAAUUUGUUUUGACAGCAGCUUGUUACUUCGCACUGCAACUCUCAAUUUCAUAAGUUAUGCUUCCGCUCUUCAAUCCCAACCAAAGUCAAACUAAUGGAGCCAUUACUUCAGCUCCCCAACGGGUUAUGCAAUCUAGCAAUUUUCAUGGUAACCCAAGUAAUUUAUUGCCAAACUCUGCCCAAAUUCAGCCUCAAAUGGGCAUGAUCAAUUCUCAAGUUGCAAUUCCUUUCAAUAGUUCAAAUACCCAUUUGAGCAAUGGGAACUUAGCAAUGCCCAAUUGGCCAGUUCAAAUACCUGCGCCUUGUUUCAUGAAUGCACCUAACCAGAUUUUCCCCUUGCAAAAUGGUAUGCAUCUUUUGGCUCCACAGAGUUUGAGUACGGUCGGCUUGAAUUCUUCUCAAUUACCUGGUCAGUUAUUUGCACAGAAUUCUGGGAACCCACCUCAAUUCUUCAACCAGAAUGUCAGUUUGCCAAAUGGGCAGUUCUUUUUGCAGAGUCCCAUGCAAAAUAUGAAGCAAUUUGCUCAAAUGCCAAUGCCAAAUCAUUCUCAAGUUGUUUCUGGCACUCACCCUCUGUGCCUGAAUAAUCGAGGUUUUCAGGGUAUUGGCCCUCAAAAUUCCAUCUUCGUUGCUAACCCACAAUUCGGCCUGGUUCAUUCUAAUGGAAUUGUGCAACCCAAUUUUCAAGAUCACCAUAGUUCAAUGUCACCAACAGUGAAUGCGAAUGCACCAAACCAGUUGCAUAAUAGUACUCCUCAACUGCAAGGGAGCUCACCUUCACAGCUUGCUUCUGGUUCUCUUCAAGGACAACAAGACCAGAACAACUUUCGUCCUGUUUCAUCACAGUCACAGGGGAAUCCCAGAAAAGAUAUUGGGUUGAACAAAUUCAGUAGUAACUGGAAAAAUUCUCAGAAGAGAAACUUUACAAGGAAUCCAAAAGGCAAUGCAUCGCAUAGUGGAUAUAUGAAGUCCCAUUUUGGUUCUAAGCAAGACGCAAAAGGAAAGUUCAAUCAUAAUGGACAUGGGGUAAAAGGUGAUAGCCAUGAUGGAGCUAGAAAUUCUGGUCUGACUAACUCUACCAACCAAACUCAAGUGGAAAAGAAAAGAUCUCUAUCUUUGAACUACACGGAACAAGAAAUCCAACAGUGGCGCAAAGAACGCAGGAAGAAUUAUCCAUCAAAAGCCAACAUGGAGAAGAAGCUGACAAAGCCCGAGUUCACCGACAAAGAUACCACGUUAUGGCGUCAGCAACUCAAAGAAGUUUUAGCAAAGCAGGCUGAGCUAGGUUUUGAAGUUGCAGAAAUACCAUCAUGCUAUCUAUCAGACUCGGAGCAACAAGUGCAUGGAAGGGUACGGAAUGAAGGUGCUUUGGGGAAGAAGGGAAGAUUCAAAAAUAAGUUCAAUAAAAGAGGAAGAUUCCAUCAGAAUGAACGUUACACCCAAAAGCAAAGGUCAGGAGACCAUGAUUCAUCUAAAAAGCACGAUCAAAACAAUCAGUUAACCAAGAAGCAAAGGUUGGAAAACAAUUAUUCAUCUGCCACACCUAUAGUGAAGACAAGAGAGCCAACGCUUUUGCAGAGGCUCCUGAGUUCAGAUAUCAGGAGAGAUAAGAGCCACAUGUUGCAGGUUUUUAGGUUCAUGGUGACGAAUUCUUUCUUCAAAGAGUGGCCUGACAAGCCCCUGAGAUUUCCUUUGGUAGUCGUUAAAGACAUGGAGGCUGAAAGUGAGUUGGUUGAAGAGAAAUCUAAGCAGGUUGAGAAAGUUGAUUUUGAAGGCAUUGACAGGACAGCAACUAUCAAAGAAUCCUAUGAUAGGGACGAUGACAGCAGCAACAAUGGCAAUGGAAAAAUCAAUGCGCAAGUCCCAAGAGCAGCUAAUUACAUUAGGGGAACUGGUACUAUUGAAGAGGAACCCGAGGGACCUGAAGAAGAAGAGGGAGAAAUCACCGACUAGUCUGUGUGUGUGUGUGUUUGUAUAAGAAUAUUCUUGAAUGAUGUUAUAGUAUAUGCUUUUAUGUUUGGAAAUUUGAGGGAGGCGGGAAUUAGAUCAUCAUCAAUUUAGGUAUAAAUAGAAUGUCUGGCUUGAUGCAGGACAAGCAUCCCCAACCAAGUGAAACUAAGGAUCCGAAAGAGUUUAUGAUUUGAUUUAUGUGGUUGUGACACCUCCGUGUAUGAAAUACCACAGAAGAUGCAAGUCACUGGACAUGAAUGACUUCAUAAGCAU
Molecule: messenger RNA, 2258 nt
Organism: Ilex paraguariensis (yerba mate)
Lineage: Eukaryota; Viridiplantae; Streptophyta; Magnoliopsida; Aquifoliales; Aquifoliaceae
Source: the annotation of a GenBank genome assembly